This is a messenger RNA of Microthlaspi erraticum, 693 nucleotides long. Lineage: Eukaryota; Viridiplantae; Streptophyta; Magnoliopsida; Brassicales; Brassicaceae. The record is from the annotation of a GenBank genome assembly.
AUGGCGAAAACCCUAGCCCGUUCCACCGCUUCACGCGUCUCCAAACGCUUCUUCUCCACCACCGGAGCCACCGCUCCUUCCCCUUCUUACAUCCUUUCCCGUCGAUCUUCCCCGGCGCUAUCGCAUGCCGUCGGAUUAUUCUCCUCCUUGAAUCGAUUCACAACGAUUCGGACUCGGAUGAACAGGUCCGGUAACUCGUACUCGCCGCUCAAAUCCGGGUCGAAUUUCAGCGACCGACCUCCGACUGAGAUGGCGCCGCUGUUUCCUGGCUGCGACUAUGAGCAUUGGCUUAUCAUCAUCGACAAACCCGGAGGCGAAAACGCGACCAGGCAGCAAAUGAUCGAUUGCUAUGUUCAAACUCUAGCCAAAAUCCUCGGCAGUGAGGAAGAAGCUAAGAGGAAGAUAUACAAUGUAUCGUGCGAGAGGUACUUUGGAUUUGGCUGUGAGAUCGAUGAGGAGACAUCAAACAAACUCGACGGAGUUCCUGGUGUUCUCUUUAUUCUACCAGACGCUUGGGUUGAUCAAGAAUACAAAGAUUACGGAGGUGAGCUGUUUGUGAAUGGAGAAGUAGUCCAACGACCACCGGAGAGACAGAGAAGGAUCACGGAGCUAACGACGCAGAGAACCUCUGAUAAACCAAAGUACCACGACCGGACCAGAUAUGUCCGAAGGAGAGAGAACAACAUGAAUUGA